Symbiodinium sp. CCMP2592 is the source of this 711-nucleotide messenger RNA. The record is from the annotation of a GenBank genome assembly. NCBI's taxonomy places the organism in Eukaryota, Dinophyceae, Suessiales, Symbiodiniaceae.
AUGGAUGUCUUGGAAGCCAAGGUUGAUACACAGCAGAGCCAGUACAAUGAACUCAUGCAACAGGUUCGUGAGAUGGGUGACAGGGUCCACAUGCUUGAGAGUCGCGGAGGAAAUGAGGGCGGUCGUGGGGUUGACAGGCGAUUGACUUUGAUCUUCGGUGGCUGGCCAGCUCAGACACGCAGAGGGACCAUUCUUGGUCAGCUUGAACAGGCCAUUCAGGCGCUUGGUCUGGCAGCUGAGUUUGACCAAGCUCCUUUCACGACGGGCCCUCGUCGCUCCGUGGCGAUGGCAAACUUUGUCUCCCGCGCCCACGAGAAGGACGGCGAUGUGCGAGUGAGAAUGAUGAAGGUCCUUCAAACUACCAACAAUGCGAAGGUAGAGUUGCAGGGGGGAGUCAAAUCCUUGUGGUGCUCUUUUUCGCGGUCUCCUUUGGAGCGAGGGCGAGCGGCAGUGGCCGCAGUGGUCAAGAAGGCCGUGAUGAGGCAUGCAAGCCACCGUGCAGCUGACCUGGACGUGGAAUAUAGCAGUGGCAGCACGUGGAUUCGCGAGGACCAACUCUCAGGUAUGGGGCAGCCACCGGAUCAGAUUCGGAGGGCCAAAACACUCGAGACGAAGGCUGGUGCUGCGUGGCUUGACGUUCACACCUUGGCCAAGUGGUUGGAGACAGAUCGGAGUGUGGUCGAGGCCUUGAUUGAGGAGCAUCGCUUCUGA